AUAUUUAUUAUUCAACCUUUUGUCUUUUAGGUCUGUUUCCCUGUGGAAAAAGCUCAUUGAUUUCUAUAUGUAGUUGUUGAGAGGGUUAACUUCAAUCUUUAUUUUGAUUUCCUUAAAAUGAAUCAUGAUAGUAGAUAAAUUUUAGCAUAAUUUAUGGUCUGAAGAAGGUUGCUCAUAAAUUAUUUCCUCUAGAAUUUCUACUGACUAACUUGCUAUUGGGGGAGCUUUGUAUAAUAGUUUUUUUUCAGAGGAACGUUUCUGGAGGUCAUCUGGAGCCGAUUUUGUAAGAAAUUUAUGAUAUUGAGAAGUUGAAGAAAUGCUGAACUAUUAUGAGCAAUGCUGGCCUGGGGGGCGGAAUGAUGCAUUCAGUGCAGUAGGAAGUAAAGCCUGCCGUGAGAAAAUGAGAAGAGAAAAAUUAAAUGACAGGUUCUCAGAAUUGUGCUCUUUGCUGGAACCUGAUAGACCUGUGAAAACUGACAAAUUGGCUAUACUCGGUGAUGCCAUCAGAGUUCUAAAUGAGCUGAAGUCUGAAUCUCAGGAAUACAAAGAGAUGAACGAAAAGCUUUUGGAAGAGAUCAAAACAUUGAAGGUUAGAGCAGGUGUUUAUACAGCAUUUAUGGAAAUCACUAUUUCUCUUUUAAUUUUGUUAUGCUGGAACCUUGGGCAUAAUGUACCUCUACAGCAUUGUUGAUAGAUCUGGUUGUUUUCUGAUUUGUGACGAUCAUUCUAUUUUUUCUUUAAAUUUCUUUUUUGUGAUCUCUGAUUCAGCUGUAUAAAAGGAUGACUGUACAGUGCUUUGCUUCCAUAGAGAAUUUGCUAGGAAGUUGAAUUCACCACCAUUUUAUACAAGUGGACUGGCAU
This is a messenger RNA of Olea europaea var. sylvestris, 861 nucleotides long. RefSeq names its product transcription factor bHLH34-like. Gene Ontology annotation, molecular function: DNA-binding transcription factor activity; protein dimerization activity. The record is from RefSeq and is a predicted model, not a curated record. Bases 317 to 691 code for a protein of 124 amino acids. Gene Ontology annotation, biological process: regulation of DNA-templated transcription; intracellular iron ion homeostasis. The transcript is spliced from 3 exons. Lineage: Eukaryota; Viridiplantae; Streptophyta; Magnoliopsida; Lamiales; Oleaceae.